Messenger RNA from Phoenix dactylifera (date palm), 1536 nucleotides. Its product is annotated as cell division protein FtsZ homolog 1, chloroplastic-like. Gene Ontology annotation, biological process: cell division; microtubule-based process; chloroplast fission. The record is from RefSeq and is a predicted model, not a curated record. Gene Ontology annotation, cellular component: cytoplasm; cell division site; chloroplast. Lineage: Eukaryota; Viridiplantae; Streptophyta; Magnoliopsida; Arecales; Arecaceae. Gene Ontology annotation, molecular function: GTP binding; GTPase activity.
AAGGGGAAGGGAUUAGAAGACAGAAAAAAUUUCAAAACCCUCCAAAACCCUAACGGCCAGAUCUGAUUUCUGUCCCGAUUUCCCUCUCUCCUCCAAUCCCCCGUACUCCAAUGGCUGCUUCUCCGUGCCUUCAGCUGUGGAAUCCCACCACUUUGUGCUCUCCUUCUUCUCUUGGAAUUGCCCUCUCCCCACGUGGCCUCGCUCCGGCAGACCGGAGGAGGGCCUCCCAUUGGCGAAGGGGCUUGACCUUGCAGUGCUCCUACUCCUCCUCUGCGUCGGUGGACUCUGCCAGGAUCAAGGUGGUCGGCGUCGGAGGGGGCGGGAACAAUGCCGUCAAUCGCAUGAUUGGAAGUGGACUGGAGGGAGUUGAAUUUUAUGCAAUAAACACCGAUGCCCAGGCUCUGUUACAUUCACAGGCAAAGAAUCCUCUACAAAUUGGAGAGCUUUUAACUCGUGGUUUAGGUACUGGUGGAAAUCCUCUUCUAGGAGAGCAAGCUGCUGAGGAAUCUAAAGAAGCUAUUGCCAAUGCACUCAAGGACUCAGAGCUUGUUUUUGUAACAGCUGGUAUGGGUGGAGGCACAGGAUCUGGUGCUGCUCCAGUUGUUGCCCAGAUAUCAAAGGAAGCUGGUUAUCUGACUGUUGGUGUGGUCACUUAUCCAUUCAGCUUUGAAGGCCGGAAACGUUCAUUACAGGCACUGGAGGCUAUUGAAAAGUUGCAAAAGAGCGUUGAUACUCUUAUAGUAAUUCCCAAUGAUCGGUUGUUGGAUGUUGUUGACGAGCAUACACCUCUUCAGGAUGCGUUUCUUCUUGCUGAUGAUGUUUUACGCCAAGGGGUGCAAGGGAUAUCUGACAUCAUAUUGAUUCCUGGACUUGUAAAUGUUGAUUUUGCUGAUGUGAAAGCUGUCAUGAAGAACUCUGGAACUGCCAUGCUUGGUCUUGGUGUUUCCUCUAGUAAAAACCGGGCACUAGAAGCUGCUGAACAAGCAAUCUUUGCUCCCCUAAUUGGAUCAUCAAUUGAAUCUGCUACUGGGGUUGUGUACAAUAUAACUGGGGGAAAGGAUAUAACCUUGCAAGAAGUAAACAGAGUCUCCCAGGUCGUAACUAGCCUGGCAGAUCCUUCUGCAAAUAUAAUAUUUGGAGCCGUUGUUGAUGACCGCUACACAGGUGAAAUCCAUGUGACAAUAAUUGCUACAGGCUUCCCUCAGUCUUUUCAGAAAACCCUCCUGACAGAUCCAAAGGUUGCAAAAGCUGUUGAUGUCCGAGAAAACAAAGGUUGGGCUCUCCGCCGUAACACUGCCACCGACUCAUCGCCGGUGCCCUCAAUGCCCCGGAGGCUGUUCUUCUGAGUAGUUUUUGCUGCAAAAGGCAGCCCCACUAAAAAAAAACAGUUGGAUCACAUUCACCCUCCAAUCCAUGUAUACGGCUUCUCAUUUUAUUUUGUUUUUCGAGUGUAUGUUUCCUGAUCUCAUCCUUGAAGGAUGAAAAAGAACUGUUUUGGCCCCACAAAUCUUUUUGAAUUUUCCUUAUUUUUUGCGA